Molecule: messenger RNA, 5726 nt
Organism: Limulus polyphemus (Atlantic horseshoe crab)
Lineage: Eukaryota; Metazoa; Arthropoda; Merostomata; Xiphosura; Limulidae
Product: hormonally up-regulated neu tumor-associated kinase-like
Exons: 5
Coding region: 126-2909 (927 amino acids)
Biological process (GO): microtubule cytoskeleton organization; protein phosphorylation; intracellular signal transduction
Cellular component (GO): cytoplasm
Molecular function (GO): protein serine/threonine kinase activity; tau-protein kinase activity; ATP binding
Source: RefSeq, a predicted model, not a curated record
UGAUAAAUACAUGUCAAAAAAUCCUGUAUGUGAUAAUAAUGUAUAUUAUUUUUACAUAGAUAUAUGAUAGAUUAUACUAUCAGCAUAUUUGAAUUAUUUGUUUUUCUUUUGUAUAUUGAAGUAAAAUGAUGGGCGAGAAAGGAGCGAUCGAACCCAAGGAAGGACGAAGAAGUAAACCAAAUAAUUAUACCGGGAAGAUGAUUGCAGGGCUGUAUGACCUCGGGGAUACUUUAGGUCGUGGACAUUUCGCAGUUGUGAAACUUGCUAAGCAUGUGUUUACUGGUGAGCAAGUCGCUGUAAAAGUGAUUGAUAAAACGAAACUAGACGAUAUGUCGCGUGCUCACUUGUUUCAAGAAGUUCGUUUGAUGAAACUUGUUCAACAUCCUAAUGUAGUUAGGCUGUAUGAUGUUAUUGACACACAAACAAAACUUUACCUCAUAUUAGAAUUCGGAAACGGUGGAGAUAUGUACGAUUACAUUAUGAAACACGAUAAAGGAAUAGAUGAAGAGACAGCCAAAACUUAUUUCCAGCAGAUCCUGCAUGCAAUAUCUUACUGUCACAAACUUCAUGUGGUACAUCGUGACUUGAAACCGGAAAAUGUCGUAUUUUUUGAAAAACUAGGAAUGGUAAAAUUGACAGACUUUGGAUUUAGCAAUAAAUUUUGCCCUGGUCAAAAAUUGGAAACUUCUUGUGGGUCAUUGGCAUACUCUGCACCAGAAAUACUUUUGGGGGAUUCUUAUGAUGCACCAAAAGUAGAUGUAUGGAGUCUGGGAGUGAUCCUGUACAUGUUAGUUUGUGGACAUGCCCCCUUUUUGGAAGCAAAUGACAGUGAGACUUUGACCAUGAUUAUGGACUGUAAAUACACAAUUCCAGCACAUGUAUCAGAUGGCUGUAAAAGGUUGAUAUCAAGUAUGCUUAUUAGAGACCCUGAAAAGCGUGCAACACUAGAGAAUAUUGCCCGUGAUCUCUGGUUAAACUCUGGUGACCCUAUUCAACCAGCAGACUAUUUGCCCCUUGUUUCUAGGGAACAUUUAUCCGAAGAAGACCAUGCUUAUAUCAUUCAGAAGAUGGUGAAUGGUAACAUUGCAAUUAAAGAAGAAAUCCUGGAAGCAUUGGACAAGAAUGAGUACAACCACAUUACUGCCACCUACUUUCUUCUUGCUGAGAGAAAACUGCGAGCUCAGCGACAAGAGAAAGCUCAUCAGUUAAACAUCAGAAAUUGUAGAGGUGACUUUUCUCCAUUAGCGAUAACACCAGAGGUGGCAACAUCAAAUCCAUCACCUACUCAAGAAAAACUUGAUAUUCCACAUGAUAAUUUAGUGUCUCCCCUUUCUCCCUUGAAACCCCUGAAUACUCAUAGUUAUGGUCUAUAUCUGACUCCCUCACACUUAGGUGUUAGCUUGAGUUCUGUGUCUCAACUGCCUUUGGCCAGGAAGUGUAGUAUAGUACGGGAAGAAGAGGACAAUGUGAGCAUGACUAGUGGUGGAAGUAGUUCUCCAGUGAAAUCACCUGCGCUACAGAACAAUUUCCACAAUGAGAAUAUUGAAGAGGAAGAAACUUGCCUAUCUUUAGCAGUUCCAGAACAAGAAACCCUUCAAAUGUUUCCUGUGAAAAGACCAGAGUUACCUUUAUCUCUAGAAAAAGAAAUAGGAAAUUCUUGUUCUUCCACCAGGAAAGAGGAGUACCCUAUAUAUUACUCUACCAAAAAACUCAAAAUAUUACCCUCUGGUGGUCAUCGACUUCAUGCUGUUAAAAGCUCACCACAACUUCUACUGAAGAACCAAAAUGAGGAAGUUUUAGUGGGUGCCAAGCCAGUUUCCAAAUCUUGUAAGUCAAGACAAACUAGGAAGCAGCUAUACUGUGUAAAACAAACUUCACGGUCUCUUUUGCCCCAUGCCAUGUUACAUUUAAUGGGACAAUAUCACAGACAGCACUUUGGAAAUUCUAAUAAAACUUCCUGCUUCAGUGAGCAGACUAAUCAGAAGCAAGAUUAUCAGGAAAAAAUAUACAUAACUGACAAAGAAAACACCAGAUUAAGUGACAAAAAAACUUUUGAAAAUGAUGUAAUAAAUGACAAAUACCAAGUUAGAAAUUACCAAGUUCCUUCAGCUGGUCUAAUUUCCAAGCUUGAUACACUAGAAAACACUAAUGUAGUAGAAGAUGAUCAUCACAACUAUACAUACACACCUGAAGAUGAAAGAAUGGUCUUUAGGCCUCAUUCUUUAGAUAAAACAGUUUUCUCUGUUGACAGUAAUGACAGUCUGGACUUCCUAUCAGAUUCUCAGCCUCGUCUGAUGGAGUCUGUUUCCUGUGGGGAUCUGUACAUAGACUAUUCUUGCAAUCAGGAGUUAGUAAACUCUGAUAACAUAACUUUAACAGAGGUGUCAGCACACACAAAUUCAAAUGGACACAGUAGUCUUGGCCAAGAAGAAGGCAGUGAAAUUAACAAUGAUCUAAUUAAUGACCAUAAUUCUUUUCCUACAAGUUGGAGUGAGAUUAGCAAACUCUCACAGCUUCAGGUGGAAGAAAGGGGUGGUAGCAAUUCUAACAUCAGUGAGCCAACUAAGCUGCAAGGGGUGGGGGUGUGUAGCACCAAAACCGACAUCAGGACACCAGCACAACUUCAGCAUGUAGAUGGUAGCAGUUUAUAUGUUGGUAGAUUGACCCAGCACCAGCAAAUGGACACAACUGACCAUCAUCAGGUGGACAAAAAAGUCAGCAAUGAAUGGAGUCCAAAGUCUAAAGGAUUAAAUCUGACAAGGCUUGUCCACUCAGCUAGUAAGCAAGUGUCCACACUGGAUAUUAACCAGAAUGGUUGGAGAAAAAUGGACAGGUCUAGACAUCGAAACAGAAACAAGCAGAGCAUAACAGACAUGAAAAUGGCUUCCAAAUGUUGCACUAUUUGCUAAUACAAGUUUUUAUUGAAUAAACUAUACAUAAAUCAAAUAUGGAGUAAUUAUAAUCUGCAGAAUAUACAGUGUUUUCUGUUAAGAUGUUGCAACCUGUCAACUUGUGAUGCUUUUAUGUUUGUGAGACCUGUAAUUAAUUGGACCUUAAGUGGAUUUUUUAUAUGCAUUUACAUUCACUGUUAACAAACUUUUUUUUUUAACUUUAAUGGAUCUUCAUUUGACCAAUUUGUUAAUAUUAUUUACAUGCAUGAAUCUCAUUUAUAAAAAUCUUUACUCUGAAUAGAAAAAAUACACAAUGGAUGUGUGUAAAUACUGUACAAGUAUAUACAGUAGUUAGACAAGAUUUCUGUAAGGUAAAUUUCCAACAUGAUGGUAGCAAAUUAAGAUUAUUUCAUGUUAUUACAAAGGUUGAUCUAUAAAUAGUUUUGGACAACUUGUGGAACCAAUCUCUUUCCAGAAUCACAAAAUAAUGAACAUUAUCAGUUAUUGAAUCUCGAUCCCUUUUAAAUAUCUUAACUCAGGUGUAGGCUAAGGAGUAUAUGUAAAGUUGGGCUUGUUGUUAAAGUGAUAGAAAUUUUUACCCUUCCAAUGAAAACUUGAUGUUUACUUAAAUAUGGACACAAAUACAAGUGCUUUAUACUGCCAGAAAAUGUAGAGGAAAACAAUAUUUCCUUCCCUCCAUGGUGCUCUUACUUAAAAGGUGUAAUGUUAAAAAUUGGUGUUUAAAAGGUCUUUCUCAAGAACAUUUUUGUUUAUAGUUUUCUUGUGAUAUAUUAUUCUAUUUAUUGUUAAAAUAAUUUUUUUUUUGUUGCUUGUGAAACUUUUUGUAGAACUUAAAAGUGGUUAAGCCAGAAUCAUUAUUUGAUUUUGUCACUUUUUUGCAGAACUUUUACUGUAUUUCUGUUUACUGGUCCUGAUGUGGAUGACUUUUAAUGUACUUAUCAGUAUUGUAAGCAAAAAUGUUGGCAAGUUGUGACACCUUAACAAAGUUUAUAGCUUGUAAAAACUUACACUGUGGAAGAUCUGAAACAUAUAUUGGUAUGUUAUAGAACAUGAAAUUAAUGAUUUUGACAGCUUAUGAAAAAUUAUCUGAUAUAUAUACUGAAUCAUAAUGACCUUAGUGAGUAAACACCUCCAAAAUAUCAAGAUAUGUUAUAUGUAAGUGUUCACAAAUAAACAUUGUACUCAAACACAAUACAACAUAAAUAAGCCAUUGGUCUGAGCUGCAGUACAACAUUAAUAUGUAAAACUGUAAUCAGCUAUAACCUUAAUAGUAUUAACACAUCUAUAUCUUAAUUGUAUUGUUAACAUGUGGUACUCAAUAAAAUUGGUACUUCAGAAACACUACUAACUUCUCUGCACCAUUAAGAGCUGUUACCUCAUGUGCAACUGCUGCAGAAUUUCCUGUGCAUACCAAAAGCCUUGAAUAAAUUCCCACCCUUAAAUAUGUACACGUGUUGCUUCAGCCUAUGAUAUAAUUGUUAUAAUGCUUUAGCCCUUUACCAGUAGGAGUGUGACACAACUUUCAUAUGCAGUAAUCCAAAUGUGUGCUAGCACAUAAUCAUGGGCUCAUUCUUUCCUCAGCACUGCCUAUGUUCAGACUUUCUAUUCACCUUAAUCAAAUGCAUUUCUUUAAUUAGUGUUACAUAGCUUUUAUCUCUGUUGCACUUUAGCUCCAUCCACUAGAUUACAACUUCAUUUUCUUUAGCCAUCACAUUUAUACUUUAGACUACAUUCACCAAGGUAUGCCAAGUAAAAUAUGUACAUAUUAUAUAUAUGUGUGUGUGUGUGUGUGUGUGUAUGUAUAUAUAUAUCAUAUUUAUAAUACAAAUCCUUAAUCAAAAUGGGAUAUCAGAUGUGUCCUGGUUUUUGGAAGUGACUGCAGAAGUAGGUCCCACAUAGCAGUGGGAGUAAACCAUCUGUCAGUCUUCCUCUCUGUUUGUAAAGCCUCACACAUAAGGAAAAGAAUAAUAAAAGAGUAAAUUAAGAUAAGAGAGCAAAAAUGGGUAUUCAAGCCCACAAGGUCCCACAUCUAUAUCACAUAUUUCUGACUGCAGACAGUUGUGGGAAGGUGACUGCUCUCAGAAAAUAAAUAAAAAAGAAAGAAAAGGCCCUACCAUUAGGGGUGGCAAGUAAGAAAACCUUACCUUGUGAAGGUGGAAUUCCAGUCUCCAGUAUGUUAGUAAAAGCUCAAAUGAAUAGGGUAAUUAAUAGUAGCACAGCAGAUAAAUUAUACUAGAAUAAAAUCUGUACUCUCAGUUUAACUACUAACUUUCAUACUGUUUUCUACCUGCCAGAGAGAGUUAUAUGGAAGAGGUCUCACAGGUUAGCAUGUGGACUGCACUUAAGACAUUCAUCUUAUAUUGCUUAUGUCCUUGGGCAGUUUUGUGUGUUUACAUAGGUUAAUCCUCUCGCCAUUCUUUACUAUUCACAUCACGAGGUUUUUAGUAAGUUACACUCAGAAUUUAAUUAAAGUACUUUCUUUUUUUGUUAUACAAAUUAGUAUAGCAUAAAUUCAUAACUAAUAACUCAUAUUUUAAUAUCAUGCAAGUUUUAAGUUCUUAAUUUUAUAAUGCAAUAUUUAAAAAAUCCUAAAUUUCUCUUAGUGUAAGAAAUGUGACAUUUUUUUCUCCAGGCUUCCUCACUUCUCUAAUUUAUUCAUCACCUCUCCAAUAAGUCUGAAAUUUAAUGUAAAUUACUCACUAUAAUAUUGUCAUUGCCUAGACAAAGAAUAAUUUUCCUAGCCUUCAAUCUUGUUUGGUUACAAUGCCUUCAAAUAAAAAAAAUCAGACCCCUUUUGCCACACCCACCUAUCAC